ACUGGUUUAGGUGGGCACGCCACAACAACCACCUCCCAGUUUCUUCCCUCUUGAAUAUUGUAGCAUACUUCUGAAACUCCCUAAAAGGCCUUCCACUUCAUAUCCAUUUAUAUUAUAUCCUUUGCCAUAUGAGCCGCAGCCUAGACAGGUAGUCAUGAAUACCGGCAUUGGAUCGCCGGCCAUCGUGGCUGAUAACAAUGCGGAUACAAUUGCCAAGAGAGCCCAUUACAGCCCUCCGUGGGCUGACCUGAGUAUCAUUGGUAUCGCAGGCAGUUCCGGUUCCGGUAAAUCGACAUUAUCGCAUGCCAUUGUCAGCAAACUAAACUUGCCUUGGGUGGUUAUCCUGUCAAUGGAUUCCUACUAUAAACCAUUAGACCCAGAAAGCUCGAGAAAAGCAUUUCUCAACGAAUAUGAUUUCGACUCUCCCGAGGCAAUUGAUUUUGACGCCUUGGUACAAACACUUCGAGACUUGAAGGCAGGCAAACGCGCCGAGAUACCGGUAUACUCCUUCGAGAAACACCAGCGCGUAGAAGAGACGACGUCCAUAUAUUCCCCUCAUGUCCUUGUUCUAGAAGGAAUCUUCGCCCUGUAUGAUCAGAGGGUGAUGGAUUUAAUGGACAUGAGAAUCUACUGCGAGGCUGAUGCUGAUACAUGUCUUUCAAGACGAAUCCUACGAGACGUGAGAGAUCGAGGUCGUACAGUGGAGGGUUGCAUUAAGCAAUGGUUCAACUUCGUAAAGCCAAACUAUGAGAAGUUUGUUUUGCCCCAGAGGAACCAUGCUGAUAUAAUUGUGCCACGAGGCAUAGAGAAUCGAGUUGCGAUGGCUAUGGUCACCCAGUACAUCGAGAGAAAGCUAGUUGAGAAGUCAACACGCCAUCGCGCAGCUCUCAGAAGCUUGGAGGCUGGGUCCGAUAGCGAACCCCUUUCCGAUCGAGUCAUAAUUCUCAAACAGACCCCUCAGCUCAAAGCCAUGAACACGAUCAUUCAGGAUAUUGACACUUCAAGCGAGGAUUUCAUAUUUUACUUCGACAGGUUCUCAUGCCUUCUCAUCGAAGAGGCCUUGAAUAAUGUUCACUUCCAGGAAUUGAGCGUCGAAACCCCCGCUGGCAGAUCGUAUCACGGACUAACCCCCAAAGGCGAAGUCAGCGCCGUCAUCGUCCUCCGCGGUGGGGCCUCAUUUGAAGCCGGGCUGAGAAGAGUGAUACCAGAUGGCCGCACAGGACGUCUCCUUAUCCAGUCCAACGUUCGGACUGGAGAGCCCGAGCUCCACUAUUUGAAACUUCCGAAAGAUAUCAGCAAGCAUGAUAGUGUUUUACUUCUGGACGCCCAGAUGUCUAGUGGAGGGUCUGCGCUAAUGGCUGUCCAAGUUCUCGUAGACCAUGGUGUCCCGCAAGACCGCAUUGUCGUCGCAACAUACUCAGCAGGCUACGUAGGCGUUUAUCGUCUGACGAAAGUUUUCCCAGAGAUCACCGUCGUCAUUGGCGACAUGGUUAACGAUUUCGAAGACAGGUGGGUUGAGAAGAGAUACUUUCGAUGCUAAGCCAGACAGACAGUAGGCAUAAGCCCGAAUAUAUAGAUUGCCAGAGCAUCUUCACGACUGUAGAUGCUUUCAUUAAGACGUUGACUAUAUAUAUAUCUUAGGUCGAUUAUGUAUAAGGCUAGUUCUGAUCUUUGCGGUCGAAUGGGAUAUAA
This is a messenger RNA of Annulohypoxylon truncatum, 1692 nucleotides long. RefSeq names its product uridine kinase. Bases 155 to 1540 code for a protein of 461 amino acids. The record is from RefSeq and is a predicted model, not a curated record. NCBI's taxonomy places the organism in Eukaryota, Fungi, Ascomycota, Sordariomycetes, Xylariales, Hypoxylaceae. Gene Ontology annotation, cellular component: cytoplasm. Gene Ontology annotation, molecular function: kinase activity; ATP binding. The transcript is spliced from 10 exons.